UUUUACUCCACUGUACUGAAGAGAAGUUCAUACAACCUAUAAGUGACAGAGACCUGACUGGAUCUCCGAGCGACCGUCACCAUGCAACAGCCCAGCGUGCCCGUCCAGGAGCCCGUGACUACCAGGAGAUUUCAGAAGCUGUUCAUUAGCCACACAGGUGCCACGGGUGAGCAGCUACUGAACCAGGAAAAUACUGUCCUCACCACCGGGGCCGGAGUUCCCAUUGGUGACAAACUUAACGUCCUUACGGCCGGCCCUCGGGGGCCACUGUUGAUGCAGGAUGUGGUGUUCAUUGAUGAGAUGGCGCAUUUUGGCCGGGAGAGGAUCCCUGAGCGAGUGGUACACGCUAAAGGAGCAGGAGCCUUCGGGUAUUUUGAAGUCACUGAUGACAUUACGAAAUACACCAAGGCCAAGAUGUUUGACCGCAUCGGAAAGAAAACGGAUAUGGCUGUGAGAUUCUCCACCGUAGCUGGAGAGUCGGGCUCCGCUGACACCGUCCGCGACCCGCGAGGCUUUGCAUUGAAGUUCUACACAGAGGAGGGUAACUGGGACCUGGUUGGCAACAAUACCCCAAUUUUUUUUAUCAGGGAUCCCAUUCUGUUUCCGUCCUUCAUUCACAGUCAGAAGAGGAACCCACAGACCAAUCUGAAAGACCCCGACAUGGCCUGGGACUUCUGGAGCCUUCGUCCUGAGUCUCUGCACCAGGUGUCCUUCCUGUUCAGUGACCGUGGUAUUCCAGAUGGAUUUAGGUUCAUGAAUGGAUAUGGAUCUCACACCUUCAAGCUCGUGAAUGCACAAGGGAAGGCUGUGUACUGCAAGUUCCACUACAAGACUAACCAAGGUAUCAAGAAUCUGACAGUGGAAGAAGCAGACAGACUGGUGGUGAAGGACCCUGAUUAUGCAACCCGGGACCUCUUCCAAGCUAUUGACAAGAAGAACUUCCCAUCCUGGACAAUGUACAUCCAGGUCAUGACCUUUAAGCAAGCAGAGAAAUGUCCUUUCAAUCCCUUUGACUUGACCAAGGUCUGGCCCCACUCGCAGUACCCGCUGAUCCGUGUUGGAAAGUUUGUGCUGAACCGAAACCCAGAAAACUACUUUGCUGAAGUGGAGCAGAUUGCCUUUGAUCCAAGCAACAUGCCCCCUGGCAUCGAGCCGAGCCCAGAUAAAAUGCUGCAGGGCCGUCUGUUCUCUUACCCGGACACUCACAGGUACCGCUUGGGGCCAAAUUAUUUGCAUAUUCCAGUGAACAGUCCCCGGUCAGCCAAUGCCUGUCACUACCAGAGGGACGGUCCGAUGUGCAUGUUCGCUCAUCCAAGUCACUUGCCAAACUAUUAUCCGAACAGCUUCACGUGUCCUCAGGAUAUACCCCAGCACAAGGAGAGCACCUUCGCAUCUUCCGGAGACAUUGACCGCCAUGACAGCUCUGUAGAGGAUAACGUGUCCCAGGCGAGAUCUUUCUACAGAAGAACCCUGAACUCAGAACAGCGCCAGAGACUGUGCGAGAAUAUUGCUGGUAAUCUAAAGGAUGCUCAACUCUUCAUCCAAGAGAGAGCGGUGAAAAACUUCAGUGAUAUCGACCCAGAAUAUGGCUCCUGUAUUCAGGCCCUUCUGGAUAAGUACAAUGCCGACAGUGGAAAAAAGGAACCCCUGCACAAUUAUACUCGCUACACGUCUCCCAAGGCGCAGUAGGGGACAGGAAACUUGUACAGACGGAGAAAGGAAGAAUACAUUCUCAUUUCAUUACUAAAGCCUUAAUGUUCCUACCAUUUUAUAACUAAGCAUAUUAAAGUUUUUUUAAUGUUAAAA
Messenger RNA from Rana temporaria (common frog), 1806 nucleotides. RefSeq names its product catalase-like. Gene Ontology annotation, biological process: hydrogen peroxide catabolic process; response to hydrogen peroxide. Bases 82 to 1689 code for a protein of 535 amino acids. The record is from RefSeq and is a predicted model, not a curated record. The transcript is spliced from 14 exons. Gene Ontology annotation, cellular component: cytoplasm; peroxisome; mitochondrion. Lineage: Eukaryota; Metazoa; Chordata; Amphibia; Anura; Ranidae. Gene Ontology annotation, molecular function: catalase activity; heme binding.